GUCAGCUCAGACAGGCAGAACAUCAGCACCACUGAUAACAAAGCAAACCCAGCAGCACAGCUUCUCUUCAGUCGCCUUCUUCAGAACUUUUGUUUUCAAAUCACAAUCCAGAUGGAGUCCAAGAAGAACUGCAGCAUCAGCCAGAUGUGGACCAAGAAGAUGCCCAAAGGAGUAGAUUUGGAGAUUUCCCAUCAGCCCCCAUCCAUGAGGUGCGUCGCCAACCUGAUCAUCGCCAUGGAGAGGCUGAAGGCCGGCAUGUCAGAGUCGGUCCUGAGCCCCGACUUCAGCGACGAAAGCCUGCUCAGCAUCAUGCUGGAGAGCGUGGUGGAAGAGAGAUUCAUCUUUGAGAGGACUUCAGCUGGACCGGGUCAGUUCAGCAGGAGGGAAGAACAUCCCUGCUCUGUGACAGACGGACAGAAAAGAAGCCUGGUUCUGGUCCGGAACAACAUGGAGCUUCUGGCAGUGAUGCUGCAGGGAGGCAACGACAGCCGCAAAGUUUACCUGAACAUGGCGACUUACGUUCACCUGACUCCCGACACUGGGCUGGGCCAGCCUGUGGUUCUGGGCAUCAGAGACACUGACUUCUACCUGUCCUGCCACAAGGAUGGCGACAAACCAACGCUGCAUCUGGAGGAAGUGGAGGACAAAGCGAGCCUCUCUGAGAUCAGCGUAGAGAGCGACAUGAGGCGCUUCCUGUUCUACAAACGGGACAUGGCGGUGAACAUCAGCACUCUGAUGUCCGCUCUCUUCCCAAACUGGUACAUCAGCACCGCCACCGACAACAACCGACCUGUGGCCAUGUGCCAGGAGUCUGCCUCCCGCUACAGAACCUUCUCCAUCCAGCGGCAGAGCUGAACCCGGCCUGAAGGAGGCGCUCAUCAGUUGGAUCGCUAACAGGACAACCACACUCUGCUGGAUGGACGUGUGUGUUCAACGUAGUAUUUCACUGUAUGUACCAAGUACAGAAAGGAUACUGCCUAAUGUAUUGACUUUGUCAAAUUUCUACACAAGGUGGCGCCAUUGUGCCGUCCAAGAAGCAUUACUGUGUGAAUAUGUUUGGCUUAAUAUUUAUGACUUGAUUUUUAAUAUUUAUUUAUGUAUUUAUGCAAAACUGGUAAUUUUAUAUUCAUGAUCUGGAAAUCCGCUUGUUAAUCACUGUUUAGAAAACAUGCAAAUGUAUUAAAUAAAGA
Messenger RNA from Xiphophorus maculatus (southern platyfish), 1190 nucleotides. Its product is annotated as interleukin-1 beta. The coding region runs from base 112 to 855 and encodes 247 amino acids. Lineage: Eukaryota; Metazoa; Chordata; Actinopteri; Cyprinodontiformes; Poeciliidae. Gene Ontology annotation, biological process: inflammatory response; immune response; regulation of non-canonical NF-kappaB signal transduction. The record is from RefSeq and is a predicted model, not a curated record. The transcript is spliced from 5 exons. Gene Ontology annotation, molecular function: cytokine activity.